This is a messenger RNA of Meriones unguiculatus (Mongolian gerbil), 2311 nucleotides long. It is a transcript of the gene Pgm2, whose product is annotated as phosphoglucomutase 2. The transcript is spliced from 15 exons. Bases 383 to 2059 code for a protein of 558 amino acids. The record is from RefSeq and is a predicted model, not a curated record. NCBI's taxonomy places the organism in Eukaryota, Metazoa, Chordata, Mammalia, Rodentia, Muridae. Gene Ontology annotation, biological process: carbohydrate metabolic process; purine ribonucleoside salvage. Gene Ontology annotation, molecular function: phosphopentomutase activity; magnesium ion binding.
GUGCCCGCGGCGGGAUGGCGGCGGCGGCGGCGACACCCGCUCCGGGGGGCAGCGGCCCGGGCGCGGACGCGCGGCUGGAGCGGGAGAGCGCGCGGUGGCUGCGCUGGGACCGGGCUGCUGAGUCUUUUCUAGAUAUCCAAGGCCAAGUAGGACUUUUGAAAUCUACAGUAGGACUCAGAAGUCCUGGAUAUUGGGUGUGGCCAGGAAGUCUGUGUUUUCUCACCCACUCAGCACAUGUUUGUUGAGCUCCUUUUGUAUACUGGCUCUGAGCCCUUCCUUGGGGCACCUGACAGUUUAAUGGAACCCUUUAACUUCGGAGUUAGUGAAACAGCUGAUUGCUGAGGGCAAUGAAGAAGAGCUACAGAAAUGCUUUGGGGCCCGGAUGGAGUUUGGGACAGCUGGCCUCCGGGCUCCUAUGGGAGCAGGGACCUCUCGAAUGAAUGACUUGACCGUCAUCCAGACCACACAGGGAUUUUGCAGGUACCUGGAGAAGCAGUUCAGUGACCUGAAGCAGAGGGGCGUGGUGAUCAGCUUCGACGCGAGAGCCCACCCAGCCAGCGGCGGCAGCAGCAGAAGGUUUGCCCGGCUUGCUGCAACUGCGUUCAUCAGCCAGGGGGUUCCUGUGUACCUCUUCUCUGAUAUAACCCCAACCCCCUUUGUGCCCUACGCACUGCUGCACCUGAGACUCUGUGCCGGGGUCAUGAUCACUGCCUCCCACAAUCCAAAGCAGGACAACGGCUAUAAGGUCUAUUGGGACAACGGUGCUCAGAUCAUCUCUCCACACGACCGAGGCAUUUCUGAAGCUAUUGAGGAAAAUUUAGAGCCCUGGCCGAAGGCUUGGGAUGAGUCUUUGAUUGACAGCAGCUCCCUUCUUCACAACCCCAGCACUUCCAUCAGUAAUGACUACUUUGAAGACCUUAAAAAAUACUGUUUUCACAGGAGUGUGAACAAGGAGAGCAAGGUGAAGUUCAUGCACACCUCUGUCCACGGUGUGGGCCAUGAGUUUGUGCAGCUGGCGUUCAAGGCCUUUGACCUUGCUCCCCCUGAAGCUGUUCCCCAGCAGAAGGAUCCGGAUCCUGAGUUCCCAACUGUCAAAUACCCGAAUCCCGAGGAGGGAAAAGGUGUCUUGACUUUAUCUUUCGCAUUGGCUGACAAAAUCCAGGCCAAAAUUGUCUUGGCCAAUGACCCAGAUGCCGACAGACUUGCUGUGGCGGAAAAGCAAGACAGUGGUGAGUGGAGAGUGUUCUCGGGCAACGAGCUGGGGGCCCUGCUGGGGUGGUGGCUCUUCACUUCCUGGAAAGAAAAGAACCAAGAUCGAAGUGCCCUCAAAGACACGUACAUGUUGUCCAGCACCGUUUCCUCCAAAAUCCUGCGGGCCAUUGCCUUGAAGGAGGGCUUCCAUUUUGAGGAAACAUUAACUGGCUUCAAGUGGAUGGGAAACAGAACCAAACAGCUCGUAGACCAGGGGAAGACAGUCCUGUUUGCAUUUGAAGAAGCUAUCGGAUAUAUGUGCUGUCCCUUUGUCCUGGACAAGGAUGGAGUCAGUGCUGCUGUCAUAACUGCAGAGCUGGCAAGCUUUCUAGCAACCAAGAAUCUGUCUUUGUCUCAGCAGCUGAAGGCCAUCUAUGUGGAGUAUGGCUAUCAUAUUACCAAAGCUUCAUAUUUUAUCUGCCAUGAUCAAGGCACCAUUCAAACAUUAUUCGGAAACCUGAGAAACUAUGAUGGGAAGAACAAUUAUCCCAAAACUUGUGGCAAAUUUGAAAUCUCCGCGGUCAGGGACCUUACAACUGGCUACGAUGACAGUCAGCCUGAUAAAAAAGCUGUUCUUCCCACCAGUAAGAGCAGCCAGAUGAUUACCUUUAGCUUCGCCAACGGCGGUGUGGCCACCAUGCGGACCAGCGGGACAGAGCCCAAGAUCAAGUACUACGCGGAGCUGUGUGCUCCCCCUGGCAACAGUGAUCCAGAGCAACUGAAAAGGGAACUAGAUGAGCUGGUCAGUGCCAUUGAAGAAAAUUUUUUCCAGCCACAAAAGUAUAACCUGCAGCCAAAAUCAGAGUAAAACAUUCCAGCAGUGGACAUGAUCACAUUUACCUCCAAUUAUGCUGAACUUGAUUUUUCAGAUAGUAAUUUUGAGGGCCACGUGAUUCAGGUAAUGUUUUCAGUAGCUCUGCCUUCCUUGUGGUUUUGUCACUUUGGCCUGCAAUGUGGGUAAAGAAAACAUGACUGAACGAACAAACUAACAUCUCUAUGAAAAUGUUCAAUCUGGGCAUUAUCUGAGUUUUUAAAAUAAAGAUUAACUUUUUUAAAAAAA